This is a messenger RNA of Aspergillus luchuensis, 2076 nucleotides long. It is a transcript of the gene znfA, whose product is annotated as putative C2H2 finger domain protein. The record is from RefSeq and is a predicted model, not a curated record. The transcript has 2 exons. NCBI's taxonomy places the organism in Eukaryota, Fungi, Ascomycota, Eurotiomycetes, Eurotiales, Aspergillaceae. Bases 1 to 2076 code for a protein of 691 amino acids.
AUGGACAUUCCGCGACUUGCGCCUCCUUCGAUUAACGUGUAUGACUUCAACAGUGGUAGUUACGACCACCAGCAUUCCCCCGCCAGAUCGCCUUGUAACAUGCCCGGGCAAUCGUUUUCGGGACCUAUGCCUAUUCCAACGAGUUCAAUGAGCAAUCUCGCUCCUCCGCCUUUACCACCACCACCCCGAAUCAGUGACCUUGAGGACGGCUACGACGCUGGCUGGCUGCAUGCAAAUGUUAGAGGACCACACAAACUUGCUCCGAUAAAUCCCAACUCUAGUCUUUUUGGCGGUCACCGUCGCCCGGAAGCUUCGCCUCAGAGUGAUAGAAUGGCUAUCGACGAGUUAGAUGGUCGACAAAGCGGUUUACCUUUCUCUAGGAGUCCCGAGGCCCACAUCAGAAUUGAACCCCCACCACCAAUGGAUGAAGGGUUCCGGAACGCCAUUUCAGUCAACAGUCCCAGCCCGAUUCUGAAGGGGGAGAGAGACUUCUCUCGACGAAGCGUGAAGGAUUCAUCAGAUGCCUACGACCAACACCUUUUGUCGAAAAUAGGAAAACCGCUUUCUCCACGACAGUCUAUCAGCUCUGGUAGCGAGAACAAGGGCUUACUUUCAACCCUCACUAUACCCUCGAGGACUUUUGGUGGCCUCCCUUCUCCCGGUGGUUCCGAGGGGUCUAGUCUUGAUGUCAGGUGGCCGAGUAGCUACCAGUCGGGUGGGAUAUCGCCUGGGACCAAGAUUGGCUGGAAAGAUUAUGUCGGAGGGCGAAGUCCAAGCGUUGAGAGUAGUGCCCCAUCGUCUGCGGUGGACUAUGACCAACCAGGGUACAUGCGCGACCUGUCGCGCCGUCGUGGCGGUGGAACGACUCCCCUAUACGACGAAACUACCAGUCUGCCCAGUCGAUCAAACCGAGGAAGCUACGACCAAGGCGUCUUCUCUGACAUAGAAGGCGAAUUCUCAACUGACGAAUCGCUUCCCCCUCGAAUCUUCAAUGUCCGACAAGCAACGCCACCUUAUUUGGAAGCUACCAAGCCAGGCACGAAGCGGAGAGCGUCCUCUCCUCCCCGUGAGCCGAUUGUUGGCGAUAGACAUGUUCUUAACGUGGCCACGAGUAAUGGGGACCUCUCCCAGCGACGGACAAGUGGCCAUCCAUUUGGCAACUCUCUAUCGGUCAAUGUUCCUUAUGCGCCCAGUCACGGAAGCCUCUCAGCUGCUUCAUCCUUGAGCCUACGAACCUCUGGGUCUUACUCCUCGACGGCCUUCUCUCUAGGGGGAAGCAGCAUGACGAGCUAUGAUCGCUCACCCGGGGGACUGUCUCCCAAUUCCGACCUUGACACCUUCCAUGAUAAGUCGAUUCUCAACCCUAGUUCUCCCGUGAAUCUCCCGGGCCCGUCCAUCUCGAGAAAUCCCCCAAGUACCGGCACCUUGGAACCAUCUAGCGUCGACACUGCUCGGAAAGUAUCCAUGCAAACGACACUUGCCCUGCCAAAGCCUGCAGGGCCGAAAAUGGGCGGACUGUAUAUUUGCGAUUGUUGUCCUAAGAAGCCCAAAAAGUUCGACAGUCCAGAGGAACUUCGUGCCCAUGAGAUGGAGAAGCAGUACUCAUGCUUAUACUGCAACAAUCGCUUCAAGAACAAGAACGAGGCAGAGCGUCAUCAGAAUUCCCUCCACUUGCGGCGUCACUCUUGGUCUUGCGCAGCCCUUCCUGGAUAUCAAGCAGCGUUCCAUCCCUCGUCUUCUUCAGCCCAAACGAGCUCUGGGCCUUCCCACGACAUUUGCGGGUACUGUGGUGAAGAGUUCCCGAAUUUCCCACAGCCAGACUGGGACCGCAGAUUCGAGCAUCUUACAGCAGUGCACAAGUUUGGAGAGUGCAACAAUGCGAAGAAGUUCUAUCGUGCCGACCAUUUCCGACAGCAUCUGAAACAUAGCCAUGCUGGUACGAGCGGGAAGUGGACCAACAUAUUGGAGAACGCUUGCAUGAAGGAAGAAGCACCUCCCGAGCCCAAGAAUGGCAGUGGCAACGGAAGUGGGACGCUUGCAUCAAAUAAGAUCAACGAGGUCCUCAGUGGUUGCUGA